Messenger RNA from Entrophospora candida, 285 nucleotides. NCBI's taxonomy places the organism in Eukaryota, Fungi, Glomeromycota, Glomeromycetes, Entrophosporales, Entrophosporaceae. The record is from the annotation of a GenBank genome assembly.
AUGACUUCUCCAUAUCUUGUUAAUAACUUUCAAGCAGAAAACAUUUUGACUGGAGCCAAUAACAAUAAUAACAGCAGCAAUAGCAUCACUCUUCUUCACCCGCCACUUCCACCUCCAUCAAUUCCAUCAAUCCCGAUCUCUAUUUCCUUAGCUUUAUCUUUUAUUACAAAUAAGUGCAACAGCGUGUGUCUAAUUUGUGGACUUUAUAUUCCACAAUACGAAUCAGUUAGAUGCUCAGCUCUUGAAUGCUUUGUAGUUGCCCACUCCGCUGACAAUGCACUUUAA